Messenger RNA from Aspergillus piperis CBS 112811, 484 nucleotides. RefSeq lists its product as uncharacterized. The coding region runs from base 195 to 359 and encodes 54 amino acids. The transcript has a single exon. Lineage: Eukaryota; Fungi; Ascomycota; Eurotiomycetes; Eurotiales; Aspergillaceae. The record is from RefSeq and is a predicted model, not a curated record.
UCAAUAUCCCCACCCAAAGUGAUUAAUCAUAGGUCAGUUCGCGUAGCUCUCACACAGCCUCUGGCGCUGCGGCGUAUCCGGUGUCUGCAUUUGAAUGGUCGAGCGCUGAUGAACUUGACCAAAUGCAGACGGCUGUAGACUGUACUUAUGGGUCAUGACCCACACUAAAGCAGAGUUAUAUCACCCCGCUUGAUAUGCUCGUAUGGCAACGUCUAGUGUUGGAUGUAGCUGUAUUUCUUAUUGGUGCGGCAACAAAUUGGGCGAGACACUGGUCAAAGAUGAGAAACGUAGCUCUACCCUCGUGGGCUCCAGCAUUUCUGCAAAUGGUGGCUGCGUUGACUAGGAGUGUUCAACGAUGAGGAAGAAAGGAAGCAAACGUGGCCCGCGCCGAUCGUUGUUCACCGCUCAGCCUCCGAGCUGGUUGCCUGAUUAGGUUUAGUGCUAAUACCGACAAUUUGGCCCCUUCAUCAUGUUGAAAAACGGA